UUGGAAUUCGGCUCGGCGCACGUGGCUCAUGCCAGUCGGAGUCCAGACCUUUCUCCGACUUAAACAGUCGGCAUUCCACAUUUGACCACCUUCACCACAGCCUUUGCACGGAGUCCGGAGUAGAUUGAAGCGGACCUUGUCCACGCUCCUUUAAAAGAAAGAUUCGAACCUACUUCACUGACAUCCAUUACUUCACAUUUCUCCCACACAAACGCGCCCCUAGAAAUCCAGAUUUUUCACAAACUGUUAUGGCUAGAGAAGUGUCUGCUCCGCGCAAGUGCACGGGCAAGGAUUGCGAGAACGAUGCCAGCCAGCUUCAGUGCCCUAACUGUCAGAAGCUGGGGAAGGAGAGUUUUUUCUGCUCUCAAGACUGCUUUAAGCGCAACUGGGCCGAACAUAAAAAACUUCACAAGUCACAAAGUAAUAUACUCCGUAACAUCAUCCCACCCAAGGUAGUUUCUCACCCCGACCCAGCUACUGGCCACUUCAACCCUUUCCCCACGUUUCCCUUCACCGGAACACUGAGACCCGUAUACCCUCUGUCGCCUAAACGGCAAGUACCAGCGAGCAUACAACACCCAGACUAUGCGAAGGAUGGCAUACCCCGCUCAGAGCAGGUCUUCGUGGGAAGGAAUAAGAUCACAAUAUUGGAUGCGAAACAAAUAGAAGGCAUGCGCAAGGUUUGCAGACUGGCGCGACAAGUCUUGGAUAUCGCAGCUAGGGAGGCGAAGCCCGGAGUGACGACCGACUAUAUCGAUGAAAUCGUCCACAAGGCGUGUCUGGAGAGAGAUUCUUACCCCUCGCCCUUGAACUACUGUCAUUUCCCCAAGUCUGUAUGUACGUCACCAAACGAAGUCAUCUGUCACGGCAUACCGGAUCAGCGAGUUCUCCAGGAUGGCGAUAUUCUCAACAUCGACGUAACACUAUAUCAUGGUGGCUUCCACGGUGACCUUAACGAGACAUAUUACAUUGGGGACAAGGCGCUGGCAGACCCGGACUCGGUGCGGAUAGUGGAGACAGCACGGGAGUGCCUCGACAACGCUAUUGAAAUUGUGAAACCAGGCAUGCUGUUCCGUGACCCCGGCAAUGUCAUUGAGAAGCACGCAAAGACGAAGAAUUGCAGCGUCAUCAAGACCUAUUGCGGGCACGGAAUCAAUCAGCUAUUCCACUGUGCGCCGAAUGUUCCACACUACGCCAAGAAUAAAGCGGUCGGACAGGCCAAACCUGGAAUGUGUUUCACUAUCGAGCCAAUGAUUAGCUUAGGAACGCAUAGGGAUAAGACCUGGCCGGACGACUGGACUAGCGUAACACAGGAUGGUACCCGAACAGCACAAUUCGAACACACAUUGCUUGUUACGGAGACUGGGGUAGAAAUUCUGACGGCGAGGUUUCCAGACUCCCCAGGCGGGCCGGUUCCGAUGCCUGGAAGUACGAACGGAGAGGCAGUCGUAGCCACAUAAAGAGGGGCCUCGACCCUGAUGGGGGCAUUUUAAGAUAUCAUUAUUGACAGAUACCACCAUCGUUACAAUUGCCUGCAGGCAAGAACUAUGUUUGAAUGUGCC
Lindgomyces ingoldianus is the source of this 1562-nucleotide messenger RNA. RefSeq names its product methionine aminopeptidase 1A. The record is from RefSeq and is a predicted model, not a curated record. Gene Ontology annotation, molecular function: metalloaminopeptidase activity. NCBI's taxonomy places the organism in Eukaryota, Fungi, Ascomycota, Dothideomycetes, Pleosporales, Lindgomycetaceae. Gene Ontology annotation, biological process: proteolysis. The transcript is spliced from 4 exons. Bases 249 to 1460 code for a protein of 403 amino acids.